AUGUCAGCCAAAGCUCUUGCGUGCGUGCGUAGUACGACCGCGAGCGGCUCAGCUAUCUACGAAACUGAGUGUGCUGUGCACGAAUAUCUUCAAUUCCACUACGAGGAGCCGUCAACGAUUGUUCCCUACGACUUCGCCCCUUUGGACGCACUGCAGUUCUUGCCGCGGAUUGUUGAGCGCUGCUCAAAAUUAUCAAACUUAUCUCAGCGCGGUCGUGGUCUGGAUCUCGGCUGCGCAGUGGGACGGGCCACGUUUGAGCUUAGCAAGUAUUAUGACGAGGUUAUCGGGAUCGAUUUUUCCCGGCACUUUGCGAAUGCAGCCAAGGCCAUGAAAGAGAAAGGAAUUGUGGAGUAUAAAGCACACAUUCAAGGAGACAUCUUCGAGGUACGUUGGGCGAAGCUACCUGCUGGUGCCAAGCCAGAUCAUGUGGAUUUUUUUCAAGGGGAUGCGUGCAAUCUUUCCCCUUCUCUCGGAAAGUUUGAUGCAGUAUUGGCUAUAAAUCUGUUGUGUCGCCUGCCGGAACCUAAGAUUUUUUUGACCAAAAUUAGCGAAUUUAUCAACUCUGACGGUAUUCUCGUUCUCGUAAGCCCAUAUUCGUGGCUAGAGGAGUACACGACCAAGGACAAAUGGAUUGGCGGUGUCUGUGGCGCAGACGGUAAACCCGUUGAAAGCUUCAAUGAUAUCAAAAAAAUUCUCUCAAGGAACUUCGACUUGAUUGAACGCCGUGACUACCCAUUUAUGAUUCGCGAGCAUGAGCGCAAGUAUCAAUGGGGCGUAUCUGACGGCAGCUUUUGGAAGCGGAAAUAG
This is a messenger RNA of Plasmopara halstedii, 807 nucleotides long. RefSeq names its product Putative 4-mercaptohistidine N1-methyltranferase, OvoA C-terminal domain. The record is from RefSeq and is a predicted model, not a curated record. Lineage: Eukaryota; Oomycota; Peronosporomycetes; Peronosporales; Peronosporaceae. The transcript is spliced from 4 exons. Bases 1 to 807 code for a protein of 268 amino acids.